Messenger RNA from Humulus lupulus (European hop), 931 nucleotides. RefSeq lists its product as uncharacterized. The transcript has a single exon. The record is from RefSeq and is a predicted model, not a curated record. Gene Ontology annotation, biological process: mRNA processing. Bases 304 to 720 code for a protein of 138 amino acids. NCBI's taxonomy places the organism in Eukaryota, Viridiplantae, Streptophyta, Magnoliopsida, Rosales, Cannabaceae.
UUUUACCCCAAAAAAAACUUACUUAUUUUCGCCACAAAUUAAAAAAAAAACUAUUUAUACAGGCCUCGUGUUGCGGCGUUUUAGAGGCAACGAAGUCGUCUUAAGCAGACGGCUCAAAUAAACGACAUCGUCUCACUGAUUAUCAGGCCGCAGCGACAACCCUCGUAUGUGUUUCGCACUAGCCGGAACAACUCAAAACCAAAACCCCGAGCCGAGUCCGACGGAGUCCAACAUUUAUGUGAGUGUGACAUCAUCACUCUUCAAAUCUCUCAGUAUCUCUGGCCACUUCUUCAUCGUCUAAAAAUGGCGAACCUCACGCAUAAGUUCGCCAAAAGCAGACCCUCAUUGCGAUUCCUCACAUCCCUCAAUACCCAUCUGGUCCCAAAAUCGGACCCUUCUCUCGCUUCCCAGCACACCCAUUUCGCCGCUCCCAAACCCGAAUUCACAGUUUCCCCGAUUUUCAGUUUGGGCGGAGACAAGGUAGAGAUUGAGCCUUAUAAAUGCUCACAUAUUUUCCCUAGUUUUCCAUUUGGGUAUUGCUUAAAUGCUAUUCCCUCAACUGGGUCUGGACCAUUGAGGGUCGACCAGGUCGAGGGGGUCGAUAGUGAGGACUCGCGGACGGUGUGGGCUGAUAGUGUCAAGAAGAAGAGGAAGAAGAAGAUGAACAAGCAUAAGUAUAAGAAGCUUCGGAAGCGUCUUCGUCGAAAGGCAAGAACUUGAAGUCGUUUGCGAGGUUUAGGGUCAAACCUUGGUGUUUUAUUUUAGAAUUGUUUGAAGCUUGUUUCUUUUUGUUUUUAUCUCAACUUCAAAUUAUGCAUCUGAUUUUAGAGAUUGAACUAGAAUCUAGUAAUUUACAGAAAUUUUUGUUUGAAUUAUAGAGACGGAAAUAAUUGAGAUUAGCAUGACAGUUAUGAGCAUUCUUUUAGCAUUA